Messenger RNA from Xenopus tropicalis (tropical clawed frog), 1234 nucleotides. RefSeq names its product leukotriene C4 synthase, gene 2 (gene ltc4s.2). The coding region runs from base 401 to 823 and encodes 140 amino acids. NCBI's taxonomy places the organism in Eukaryota, Metazoa, Chordata, Amphibia, Anura, Pipidae. The transcript has 7 exons. Gene Ontology annotation, molecular function: enzyme activator activity; glutathione transferase activity. The record is from RefSeq and is a predicted model, not a curated record. Gene Ontology annotation, cellular component: endoplasmic reticulum membrane; membrane. Gene Ontology annotation, biological process: leukotriene metabolic process; cellular oxidant detoxification.
AUUGCGAUGAUUGGCUCAUGUGAGAGCUAGGGCGAUAGGCGAUUGGCUGGGACGGUUUCCAGCCCUUCCAAUCAGGUCUGAGGUUCUUGUAUCACAUGACCUCGAGAUGGUACCUACCUGGCUAUUGGAUCCCAUGACAAUGUCAUUUACAUAUACAGCACCAGACAGAAGGACCAUAGGGUGGACAGAGAGUGCUCUAGAGAGAUCUCAUUGGAAGAAAAAGAUAGCCCCCGUGGAGAGGGUGACAGCUUUACCUCUGACAGAGUUCACCGGUAUACACAUUUUGGAAAGUGUGUGGCGAGAGACUGUCAAAGCUCCACACUUCGGCUUUCUAUCUUCUUCAUUUUGGUCCCUUAUGAAUUAUCGUAUGAGAAGGCAGAUACGAUUCAGAAAAUAAAACAUGCUACAUCACAUAGUUCUUCUGGGUGCUGUCACUCUGCUUGGAGUCCUGGAACAAGCUUACUUUUCCUUACAGGUGAUUGCAGCUCGACGAAAGUAUGGCGUGUCCCCUCCCAGCACAUCUGGCCCACCAGAAUUUGACAGAGUCUUCAGAGCCCAGGUAAACUGCACAGAAUACUUUCCAAUGUUCUUAGCUGUGCUGUGGUUAGCUGGCAUUUUCUUUCAUCAAGGUACAGCUUCUGUCUGCGGACUUCUUUACCUUCUUGCUAGAUAUCGCUACUUUCAAGGCUACAGUGCUUCACCAAAGGAAAGGCUUGGCCCUAUGUAUCUCAAUGCUGGGAUCCUCUGGCUCCUCAUUGGUCUGUCAGCGGCAGGGAUCCUACAUGAGCUGCUUUCACAUUAUCUGGGUUUGAGAAUAAUAUAAAUUCCCACUGAAUCCAACAAUGAAAGAAGAGCAGUUAGAUGUAAUGUGCAUACAAAGCCACUUCGUAUAUACGCCUGGCCUAUUUCCAUCUCCUAUAUGUACAGACUAAUCUAUAUUUCAACUUGUGUUGCUACUUUUUUGUGUAUUUUUUAAAGAAAUACAGAUUGUUUUGAUUUAAAAUGUGGGGUCAGUGAUACCUGGUAAGCAGAUGGCAAAUUCUGUAGCUGGGCUUUCAUUUACUUUUGUUUCAGUCCAAAACGUCUCUAUUGCCCCAUAAUUUAAAGCACAGUAAGGAUAAGUAUAGUAUUGGCAAAGGAAGGUUAAAAAUGAUUUUUCCAUUAUGUUUUCUCUAACAGCUGUGGAUAAAAAUAAUUUAAAAGACAAUUUUAAUAAACAUAUAAUUGAAAGUGA